AUGCCGUUCGUUUUCCCCUUGACAGAGCACGCUGUCUAUGCAUACUUCGAGGAGAAGAAGGCAACUGCAGCGGCGACCUCGUUCAGGAGCCUUCUUUCAUCUGUGGCGUUCGCACAGCAUGUUGUAGGCUUGGAAGGGUGUGAUAAGGUUUACGCCUCGGGUCGCAUCCGCGGCCUUGCAUCGAAGCUGUACAUGCAAAAGAGGAAGCUCAAGCAGCGCAAUCCUCUGAGGGUCUCUGAUGUCAUUCUUCUUGAAAGGAUUUGUUGCAAACUUGAGGACAGGUCGCUGCAGGACCGGGUCGCUUCGGGUUUCUUUCUUUUCCUGAUUUAUGCAAGAGCUAGAUACAGUGACGGGCAAAAUGUAGCAUCGCUGACUGAUUCGCCGCUCUACUUGGAGUGCAGUGUGGGCAGGUCCAAGACGAGUUUCACUUUGGAACGCAAGACCAGGUACUUGCCAAUGGCUGCCAGGAAAGUGGGCAUCAAGUGUGCAUGGGCCGAUGCGUGGCUUGAGGCUUUGGCAGAGGCGGGUCUUGCGAUCAAGCCGAACGACCCGUUGCUCCCCUGCCCUUCUUCGAAUGGUUCGUGGAAGAUGAUCCCGCUUCCGUGCGAUCAGGCUUGCUCGUGGCUCAGGAGCCUGCUGGGGAACGCUCAGAGCGAUCCCUACCUUGCAAAUGUAGGGACACAUAGCCUUAAGAGAACUUUGCUGAGCUGGGCAAGCAAGCGUGGUCUGCCCAGAGAACAGAGGGCCCUCUUGGGGUAUCAUACGUCCCGAGCCUCGGGUGCGGGAUCAGAGCUGAUCUAUGAGUCCGACGCCCAGUCGGCUCCGCUCAGGGCUUUGUCAUCUAUGAUCGACGAGGUGUCGUCCGGGGCCUUCAAGCCCGACAAACCAAGGGGGCAGCAGCUUGCUUCCGAGCUGUCGGCGCAUGCCGAUCCGCCUGGCGACGAGAUCGAGUCGUCAGACUCUGAGGGCUCCGAGGACGAGGAGGAGAUCGACCACUCAGGGGACGAAGCUUGUGUUGCCGAGGCUUUGGACUGGCAUGGGAAGGUCGACCUUGACAAGAUUGAUCCCUCGUGUGUUUUCUUUCGGCAUCGCCAAUCCAGGGUAGUGCACAUCACUGCCGACGAAGCGGGUGCCAACCUGGGCUGCGGUAGGACCAUUUCGGGUCAGUACAGGAAGCUGGAGGUCGGUUUGGCAUCUGCGGAUGUCGAAAAACUCGAGAAGGUGGGUGUGGAUUCACUCGCAAAGGGCGCUUUCAUGACGAGCUACACGCCGGGCUCUGGCGAUGACAAGGACCUCAUUGCGGCGUUCGAGUCGGCCCUCGGGACGCCGCCCUCUGUAGGGCAGAAAAGCGCCUUCCGAAGGUUAUUUCAUGAAGCAUAUGCUGUUACCACUUCGGAAAUGAAGAUGCUUGUGGAGCGGACGGAUGAAUCCAUCCCAAGAAAAUUGAGCGUCCCGGAGAGAUCUGAGAGAUUCGAGGUAGUGAGCAAACGCCUUGUGGGCCUUUCGAUCAAGAACCGUCUUGAGCCUGCUGAUAGCCUCGUCGACUCCUUCGUAUCCCAGUAUGAACAGGACAAGCUGCAGUUUGUCCCGUGGGAGAAGCUUGUUUCCAAAGAGCAAGAGGCCUCAACAGGGGCAAAGCGAGAGCCUUUCUUCUCGCUGGACAGUACGGGCAAGCUCAGGUCGGAGACGAAGGUUGAGGUCCGUGCUGAUACUAGCACGGAGCUGCUCUUGCAGCUCGCGCUUCAAAGGCGCGGCAUCGCUAUGGAAAUGGCGAACAUCCUUGACUACCAUCGCCACCACAUGUGGGUUGAGCGCCUUCUUGCGGCGCGCCUCGACGCACCUCCGUCGACGCACAUGCAGCCCACGCUUGAUCAGUGUCAGCAGGCUGACAGGAAGCUUUGGCAGCUUCUCGGAGAAGCGACUCGCUCAGGCAUCCAGCUCAAAGCUGGGGGGCGUCCAUUGGACACCAUCUUCGAGGACACAUGGCAGUCACCAGAGGUGCUUCAUCUGCUUCAACCGAUGCCUCGGGCAGCAGGCGCUUCAGUCACGCAGCAGGUGGCACCGCCGCCGAGGCCGCACGGGCCGGGCCCGUAUGAUCGUCCGGGCAAAGGCCGGAAGGGCACAGGGAAGGGUGCCAAGGGCACCAAAGGAUCCGGGAAGGUUCCCGCCGCUCUGGCGGGCUGCAGAUCAUGCACCAAUGCUGGUGAAAACAUAUGUUUUGGGUAUGGACUCAAAACAUGCAGAGAAACCGUGACUCGUGGUCGAUGCGUGCGUGGCCUGCACAUUUGCGCAUGGCCCAAGUGCGGCAAGUCGCACCCUGCAUUGGACUGUCCGCUGCGUGCUGAGGCUCUAGGCCAAAAGCAGGAGUGA
Molecule: messenger RNA, 2370 nt
Organism: Symbiodinium sp. CCMP2592
Lineage: Eukaryota; Dinophyceae; Suessiales; Symbiodiniaceae
Source: the annotation of a GenBank genome assembly